Messenger RNA from Coturnix japonica (Japanese quail), 6329 nucleotides. RefSeq names its product solute carrier family 39 member 10 (gene SLC39A10). Gene Ontology annotation, biological process: zinc ion import across plasma membrane; intracellular monoatomic cation homeostasis. The record is from RefSeq and is a predicted model, not a curated record. Gene Ontology annotation, molecular function: monoatomic cation:bicarbonate symporter activity; zinc ion transmembrane transporter activity. Lineage: Eukaryota; Metazoa; Chordata; Aves; Galliformes; Phasianidae. Gene Ontology annotation, cellular component: plasma membrane.
CCGGAUCGGGCCGGCGGCGGGGGGGGCGGCCGGGGUUGCGGACGAGGAGCAGGAGCCGGCGGGCAGUAGCGGACACCUCCUUCCCCGCGAUGCCGAGCGGGGGGCACGGCGGCGCGGCCACCUCGUGACGUGGCGGAGCCGGACCCGCAGGGUGGGCGAGGGGCCGGGGGCGGCGGGUGGGAGCCGGUUCCCCCGCCCGCCGUCCCCAUCCUUGCGAGGCGGCCACGCGGCAGGUAAAGCCGGCCGGCCGCACGCUGCGGGGUGCGGAACGCGGUGGCUCCAGGCCGCUGCGGGGGGCGCCGUCGGGCCCGAGGCGGCUGGCCGGGCCCGCUGCCCCGGGGAGGCGGUGCGGCUUGCCCCGCUCCGUGCCGCCGCUUCCUUCGCCCUCUUUCCGAGCCCGAAUGCGGGUUGGGAGCGCCCCGUGCCCCGGAGCCGUCCGCCUGCGGCCACGUGGAGGCCCCGUGUCCGGCCGCGAGGUGCUGCUCUCCGCAGGAUAAAAGGAGCGCACUGAAGGGUGUGAGAGCGGGCUGUGGCCUGCUGUGCACCGCGGUGGGCCCUGCUGGGUGGGGGCGGCGAGCGAGGCAGGCGGUUACAUCCCGGUCGGCCUGAACUUAAUGCGUUAGUGGGGGCAGAAACUGCAGCCAGGCUGUGUGUCCUGCGUGCAACCCCAGGCCAUCAAGGAAACAGAGAUGAAGGUACACAUGCACACAAAAUUUUGCAUCGUUUGUUUGCUGACGUUUAUCUUUCAUCAGUGCAGUCAUUGCCAUAAAGAUGGGCGUGACCAUGGUCCUGAAGAGGGACACGAAGACCACCAUAACUGCUAUCAGAUCUCAGAGACGCCCUACCACCAGACCGCAGAAUCAGAAUCUACGCCGAGUAAAUUUUCAGCGUCAGAAGCUGAAAAUGAACAGAAAUACUACAUAGAAAAGAUUUUUGAUCGUUAUGGUGAAAAUGGAAGGUUGUCCUUUUUUGGCCUGGAAAAACUGUUAAUGAGCCUUGGCUUAGGAGAAGUGAAAGUAGUAGUGAUAAAUCAUGACGAUAUUGGCCAUGAUCACGUUUCUCACCUGUAUGCUUUAGAAGUACAGGAAGGAAAGCAUUUUCACUCUCAUAACCAUCCUCACAGCCACUCAGAUUCGAAAAACCAAACUGUGGUUGGUAUGUCUGAAAAGAGAAAUCAUAAAUGUAACUCUGAGAGGGAUGCAGUAGUGUCAUCUAUAAAAGGUGAUGGUAAACAUAUUCAUGACCAGAGUCACCAUCGCCAUCAUCACCACCCUCAUCCACAUCAUCAUCUUGACCAUAACGGUACACAUCAUUCUCGUAACGAUUCGGUUAUUCAUGAUGAACACGGAGAACAGAAUCACGGUCCUUCCACAGAAACAAACACAACACAGGAUCAGCGCGAAAGAAAGCAACGGAAACAGAAGAAGAAACGGAAGAAAAUCAGUGAGACUUCAGGAGAUGCUGCACAAGACUGUCCUCCAAACCAUCACCUAGGUGAUCAGUGUGAGCAUAAUCGUGUUCAUAAACACGAUCAUGUACACGACACAUCUCACUUUCACGUGCACCAUCGUGAACACAGUGGCGAUCGUUCCACUAAUCACGGACAUCAAGAUUCCAGCCUGGGUAGUGAGGAUGGGCAUCACCGUACCAGCAAGCGAGAGGCACCUUGUAAACACACAGGUGUAAGAAAGCACACUAUUUCAGCACGCAGUCGUAAGGAUCGUAAUGAAGAUGAACGUGAUCGUGAAGUGUGCUUAAAUGUUACGCAGCUGCUACGACGCUACGGUCUGGAAACAAGCUCUCCAAUAUCUCCUGAAUUUUUUAUAUAUCUGUGUCCUGCUCUGCUAUACCAGAUUGACAGAAGGCUUUGUAUUGCACAUUACGAUGAGCUUGAAGAUUUUAUGAAAAGUAAAACUGCAUCAAUUGAGAAUGAAGAUAAAACAGGUGCUUCAGCCUGGGUUUGUGGUAUCAUCUCUAUCACCGUCAUUAGCCUGCUUUCCUUGCUAGGUGUGAUCUUGAUUCCCAUCAUUAACCAAUGGUGCUUCAAAUUUCUUCUAACUUUCUUGGUAGCUCUGGCUGUAGGAACAAUGAGUGGAGAUGCUCUACUCCAUCUGUUGCCACAUUCACAUGGAGGCCACAAUCACAGUCACCACCAUGGCCAAGGUCACAUUCAUGAACACAAGCAUUCUCAUCACCAUGCCCAUGGACAUGGAAUAGAGAACGAUGGCUUUCUAGAAGAAAACGAUCCAGUACUGAAAGGUCUUGUAGCACUCGGAGGCAUUUAUGUUUUGUUCAUCAUUGAACACUGCAUAAGAAUGUACAAGCAUUACAAUAAACAAAAGAGUAAGCAGAAAUGGUGCAAGAAUAAACAGAGUGAAGAAUCACCAAUUGGAAGGAAACUUUCAGAUCAGAAAUUAAAUAAUAGACCAGACACUGACUGGCUUCAGCUCAAACCCCUUGCAGGGGCAGAUGACUCAGUUCUGUCAGAAGAUCGACUUAAUGAAACUGAACUGACCGACUUAGAUGGCCAGCUGGAAUCCCCUCCCAAAAACUUCUUGUCCAUAGAAGAAGAGAAUAACAUGCACCAUUCUCACAACGAUGUCUUACGUGCUGCUCAGGAACAUGAUCUUCAUGAUUUAGAGUACGACAGCCACGGUGAAGAUAAAAUGAUAGCUAGAAAACACAGUCACCACUGGCAUCAUAAACACUCCCAUCAUUCCCACGGCCACUGUCAUUCUGGAAAAGACAUGAAAGAUACAGGGAUAGCUAAUAUUGCUUGGAUGGUAAUUAUGGGAGACGGCAUUCACAACUUCAGCGAUGGCUUAGCAAUAGGAGCAGCUUUCAGUGCUGGGCUGACAGGAGGAAUUAGUACAUCUAUAGCAGUAUUCUGUCAUGAGCUGCCUCAUGAAUUAGGUGAUUUUGCUGUGCUGCUUAAAGCUGGUAUGACAGUAAAGCAAGCUAUUGUGUACAACCUCCUGUCUGCCAUGAUGGCUUACAUAGGCAUGCUGAUCGGCACUGCGGUGGGACAGUAUGCAAAUAACAUCACCUUGUGGAUCUUCGCAGUCACUGCAGGCAUGUUCCUCUACGUGGCAUUGGUUGAUAUGCUUCCAGAAAUGCUUCAUGGAGAUGGAGAUAAUGAAGAGCACGGUUAUUGUCCUGUGGGGCAGUUCAUUCUGCAGAAUCUAGGUCUGCUUCUUGGGUUUGCGAUCAUGCUGGUGAUUGCCCUCUACGAAGACAAAAUUGUGCUUAACAUCCAGUUUUGAACUUAUUCUGGUAAUCGCUGUGGAUACAAUAUUAUUACUGUACGGCUUAGAGUCUGCACUGUUUCACUGUAUGCACAUUGCUUAGAGAAAAAGCAGUGGCUUGCACUACUUACACAAGUACGGCAUACUCAUUUCUGUGUAUAUUAUCUGCUGCUUUUUUCUGAUUCAAAUCGUAUGAGACUGCCUGAGCGAGUCUUCUGAACUCCAGUAACUGGCAGUUUGGAAAUAGUAAAUACCAGAAGUAAAUGCCAAGUUCAGUGUGCUGCUGGAUUAUGUAAAAAUAAGGACGUACACGCUUGGGCAAAUGCCAUUUUAUACUUCAUUUGACAGAACCCUGAGAAUUUUACAGCUGAAAUUCAUGCCUAUGUGAGGAACCUGAGUAUGUUAUUAUUACCACGCAAUUCUUAAACAGCGGGCAUAUAUAUAUAUAAUAUACACUUCAAUCUGUGCGUUUAUAUGUAUGUGUAUGCGUGGUGCUUGUUCCUCUGCAUUGUGGUGACUUAACGUAUUAAAUCUUAAUGACAGAUGACUGGAAACCACUGUGCUGUCUCAAAUUUUAAGAAAAAAGGAAGCCCAAAAUCGUAAGGCCAUUUAAAUUCGUUGAAUACACGCUGUGCUGCACUCCCUCAUUUUAACUUUACGUGUAAGAAGGCAGGCUGUUGCAAUAUACGCUGCAAAGUGCUACGAUGUCCUGUUGAGGAUCGCUUUGACGAUUGUUUCUCGAAGGAAAUUUAUUUGAUGUUUGUUCUUUGAUAUUAGUAGAAAAAUGCAAAUUGCAGUAGAAAUAGUGCUAGCUUGGGGAAAUCCCCAAUGUUGGAGUUACUGAGCUAUUCCUGUUUUUUUUCUACAGAUGCUAAACAUGUAUUGUGUGCCACCUGCAGCAUAUACUACUGAAGAAUUGUGGCUGUGAAUGUGUGCAAACUCUUAAUUUAAUAGAGAAUCAGUAUGGGAUUUUUUCUAUUUUUUUUUUAUUUUUUUUUUAAGUUACAUUGGAAUGUUUUGUCCUAUGUUAAAAAGAUCAAAAGUACAUCAAAUGAGCUAGUUACUGAACAUGGGCACGAAGGUUAAAUUAUGCUAUGUGCAUGUAGGGUUACUUACUGUACUCUGUUUCUACAGUGCCUCAUUAUCGGACAUUGUGGCACCAGCCAUUUAUGUAGUCGAGAGGACUAGUAAUUCUACUUCCAGCAUAAAUCAGUUCCUUUCUAUAAUGUUUUUGGGUUUUUUUAAAAUGUUUUUGGUGUUUGUUUAUUAAAAAGUAAGCGUGAUAGAUCUGUUGUAUGCAUAAUUGGGAAGCAGAAACAGAGAACUUUUGGCCUUAAUAUGCUGGGAGCGUGUCCUGGAUUAGAUUUAGCUGACACGAUUGUACUGCUAGAUGUGAGCGAUUUAUUCUUGUACCUGUUAUCUCCUUAAGGAAAAGUAUGUUGAGGUCUUGAGGAGCACGAGUCAAUUCUAUAGUUCCGCUCCUAAGCGUGGAAGUAGCCUUUUCCAAAACACGCAGCUUAAUGUCUCUUUUGUGUAUGCCAGGUAAGCCGUUUUUUAGCUACAUGCUGUAAGUUUUGUUUCAGUCUGCUCAAUGCCAGUGUAGCUGCUGAAACUGUACCGAUCCUAACAGGUCAAAACCGCAAUGGCUGGUUGCUUCGUUCCAUUUCAGGUUUGUGCAUUUCUUGUGGCUUGUUACUUUCUGAAGCUUCAUCGGUCAGUUGAGCUUUCAAUGAGAGCAGCUUGUGUAUUUUAAAGGUAUUGGUUGGUUCUUGCCAGUAUUUCGUCCUAAUGCAGUAUCAAGGAACAGUAUUAAGGGUCCAUUGCAAAGAAAGCGGUUUCUUCAGUGAAGAAGCCCAAGCCCCGAGUUCAGGUGUGCAGACAUUUGACACUGAGAACUCGGGUUGGUCGGUUAGUUUUUUUCUUUAAAAGCAUUUACCGUCAGACCCAACUUAGCAAACACAUUCUUGUUAGCUUCUUUGGCUGAAUUUGUAUAGUACAAAGAUCCUAGGUGACGUUUCUUUUCCCCGGUGCUCGCCGUACAUCCUUGCAUACCAUUGUUAGAGAGACUUAAGUCAUGGUAUAAGUUCCAAGGAUCUCAGCUUCAACAGCUUACGUUGUCUAUGUAUUGAACUGACCCUUAAUUUUAUCUCUUUGUUAACUCUGUCAAGUAAAAGGGGACCAUGGGCUUAACUGAUGUUUUUAACAAAUUUUGGCUUUAUUUUGUUUAUUUCUUUGAAUAUUUUUCAAAUGAAAAAUUGUUGGUUUUUGGUUGUUUUUUUUGUUUUUUUUUUUUUUUUCAGUUAGUAUCUUUCCUUUUGUAUUAGUUGGAGUAUGGUUUUAGCUUAAUACACUGCCUGCAUAGGGAAAUAGUUAACUUCCUUUCCAGACCAUCUUCAGACAAGGGAAAAUAUGGUCUUUCAAGGCAGGUGCUGCAUUUUUUUCAUUAAAUAGGUAUGUUGUUUUUCUUUCAUUUUGUAAUAUUUAUUUCAACUUACAAAAGGCAGCGUAACAGCUGUGACUUGCUCUAUAGGUUUCCUACCAGUACUGAAAUCCAAAUAGUUCUAAAGCACGCUUUUUAGUCACGUUGCAGACAAUCUGACUUCCACUACAUUUCUACUUGGUUUGUACAUUCCAUUCUGCUGAAUCCAGAGUCUCAUCUAACGCAUAUUUGUUGGAGGGCAUGUUAUUUGUAUAUUACAAUGCUGUCACUGUGUGACAUCCCAUAUGAAUUUCGAUGUAGAUCACAUUGCACUCAAUCUGCUGUGAUUACGCUUAGAAAUACUGUUGUUGCUAGAUGCAGUGUGAUUUUUUUAUUUUUUUUUUAAUGAAAAAAUCUCCUCCUGUUAACAAUUGAGUCUAUGGUUUCAAAUGUGAUUAUGUCCCUGUAAAAUACAGCUGAGCUAUCAGUGUUUUUGUUAUAACUAAAUCUUUGUUGGGAUUUUUUGUUUUUUCUUUUUUAAUUUUAUAAAGCUGGAAAAGAUCAAAUCCUGUUCUGUUCAUUGUCAACAGUGUUGUGUUCAUUUUUAUGUAUACUCCUUAUAAAUAAGGAGCCUUCAAGAAAUAAAAUUAUUAAAGGAGCAAGUA